Molecule: messenger RNA, 1606 nt
Organism: Monomorium pharaonis (pharaoh ant)
Lineage: Eukaryota; Metazoa; Arthropoda; Insecta; Hymenoptera; Formicidae
Exons: 3
Coding region: 868-1215 (115 amino acids)
Source: RefSeq, a predicted model, not a curated record
GGAAUAAUUCUUAAAUGAUUAAUUAUUAAAAAAUGUCUAAAUGAUUAAAUGGUAUAUUAAUUAUUAAUGAUGGAGUGAAUCUAGACGUUUUUUUUUAAAUUCAAUGCAAUUGUCUCAUUCGCGUAUAUAGUUAAAAGAUCCUCUGGCAUUAGUUCAAGAAAUGUUGUGAUCUCACUAAGGAGUAAUAAUUUUGGAGGUCAAUUAAUCAAGUGCAAUUUUUUUCUUUUUUUAGAAUAAUGUAAAUGUUAAUGGAAAUAAUCGUAGAAUAUAAGAUGUCUGUGAUUUGACCAGCUUUGAUUACCAUACAGAAACAGGAUCUUUUCUCUUCUUAAAUAAAUGAUAGAACGUUAAAUUAAAAAAAGAAUUAUUAUAAGACAACAAGCGAGAAAUUUAGAGAAAUAUCUUUUCACCAUUUGUACAAGCCGAAAGUGGUCCUUUUCUCAUUAAUUCACAUUUAAGGCACAGACCACACUUUAACGCACAAGAAACAAAAAAUAUUGUGUGCAACAUGUACGCCUCGCCUUCGGCUCGUAUGUCCACUUCCAUUUUGAUAUAAUAAAGAUAUUUUGUUCUUAUUAAACUUGAGUAUUAAACUUAAUCCUUUCUUAAAUCAUUACAUACAUUUAAUUAUCGGAAAGCCUAAUGUUAAUUUAAUCCUUUCUUUUCUUCUUAGCUUAAAUUGUUGCUAUCGCUACGUGCGAUAUCACAUGUUUUGCUUUGCCUGUUCGUGCAGAAGUCAUAAUAAUGUUCUUUCUUCUUUGAAAUCACAAAGUCAUGAAGGAGGGAGAAAUGAUAUAAAGUUAAAGUGUGUGUUUUUUAAAUUUAUUAUUGCUUCUUCCUUCUGAAUUUCUUAAGAAAGAAAAUAAGAUGAAGAAUUACGUCUGUGCGAUUUCAUUGCUGAUUUCCGGGCUGGCAUACUUUGCUACGCAAGUAGCAACGCAAGAUAUUGAGUUGCCACCAGGAAUGUGGUCUUCAAGGCGUGGCUGCGAAUGGCAAGGUUCAUAUAUUAAUGAAGGCACAUACAAGAUAGAGGAGUGUAGUCAGUUAACUUGUGACAGUAGCGGUAAAGCAACUAUGCAAAUAUGUCCUGUAGCGGACUGUCCAGAUGGUCAUUACUUACAUUCUUAUAGUUGGCCUGUUUAUGAGAAGCCAUUUCCAGAUUGCUGUCCAAAAUUUGUUUGCAGAAAAAAACCUCCUGGCUUAGUUGGAAAAUAAUCUGUUUGUUGUAACACCAUCAUUAUCACUUAUUGUUUGUUUUUCUUGUCGUCCAAGAUGUAUUAAUUAAACUGUACUGUUAGAUUAUUUUUAAAUUUAUCUACGAAAUUUUGUCUUAUAACUAAUGUUUUACAUGAUUAAAAUAAUAAGAUCUUUUUAAGAACUUGGAAUCUGCUUUGUAGACUAGUUAGCAUUUUUUUAUAAAAUUUAAUGUACAAUUUAAUGUACAAUUAAUGUUUUGAAAAGAACUCGAAAUUGUGAGUUAAAUUAUUUGCGAUUACAUUUGUAUUUUGCGUUAUAGCAUUAAAUAAGCGCCUUUUUCAACUGAAUAAAGUUAUUGAAUUUGAGAUAAGUAAAAACACAUAGUAAAUAAAGACAAAUUUUAUUCGAU